AUGUUUCAGAUCUCAGCCUCUGAAGAACUAAAACAUGAAAACUACACAACAGUUAAGUAUUUUAGCUUGCUUGAGUUUUCAGAGGGCUGGCUUUUGGUCGCCAUCUUUUUUCUUGGCAUUUACAUCACUAUUCUUAUAGGCAAUUCCUGUAUUUUUGGCAUCAUUCGCUUCAGUUCAAAUCUGAACGCCCCAAUGUAUUUUUUCCUUAGCAAUCUUUCACUUCUUGACAUCUGCUACUCGUCCGUCACGCUCCCCUUCAUGCUGAUUAACUGUAUUUCUGGGAACAGAAGGAUAUGUUUCUAUAAUUGUAUUGUGCAGCUGUAUUUCUUUGUCUCUUUAGGGGGGGCGGAGUGUAUUCUUUUGGCUGUUAUGGCCUAUGACCGAUUUGUUGCCAUAUGCAACCCACUACGUUAUCCCAUAAUAAUGAGCCGCACCCUCUAUGCAAGCCUAGCAGCUGCAUCAUGGCUCAGUGGCUUCCUAAACGCUAUUCUUCAUACAGUCAUGACAUCUAACCUCUCAUUCUGCAAGACUACGCAGAGCAUCAACCAUUUCUUCUGUGACAUCCCCCCUCUUAUACAAGCUGCUUGUAAUUCCACCAAUACCAGUAAAACCUUGUUGUAUGUUGUCAGUGUCUUCUUGGGGUUUACUCCUUUUCUUUUUAUUGUCAUAUCCUAUGUACGUAUCAUCUCCAACAUCGUGAAAAUAAAGUCUUCAGACGGGAGGCAAAAAGCUUUCUCAACAUGCUCAUCCCACCUCAUUGUGGUAACAAUGUUCUAUGGAACCGCCAACCUCAAUUACAUAGGUCCUGCCUCUGGCUACCCUUUGCAAUUAGAGAGAUUGUCUUCCCUGUUAUACAGCAUUUUAACCCCACUUUUAAAUCCAGUCAUCUAUUGUCUGAGGAAUAAAGAAGUUAAAGAGGCCCUAAAGAAAUCAUUUAGAAGAGCUCCGUUUGGCUCCAUCAUUAAGAUCUCACACACAAACCCACAAGUCAUAAAAUCAAUACACUAA
Molecule: messenger RNA, 1008 nt
Organism: Xenopus laevis (African clawed frog)
Lineage: Eukaryota; Metazoa; Chordata; Amphibia; Anura; Pipidae
Product: olfactory receptor 5V1
Exons: 2
Coding region: 1-1008 (335 amino acids)
Source: RefSeq, a predicted model, not a curated record